AUGGCGUUAAAUAUUAUGGAUAGGAUUAUGAAUUUAGAAGUCCCAGAGAGUGGAAACCACUCCAUAAAUAUUAUAUUAGGUGUUGUUAAUAUAUUUUUUUUUGGAAUUGGUAUGAUAAUAUUAGGAAUUAUAAAUAAAGACAUAGAUGAUCUAAUAAUUGGAAUCUUACAAUUACUUGUUCCUUUGAUAGGAUGGAUAUGGGCAGUUUUUUGGGGCAUCCUUAUAGUUAUUAAAAAUUCUAAAUGA
Molecule: messenger RNA, 246 nt
Organism: Plasmodium adleri (nom. inval.)
Lineage: Eukaryota; Apicomplexa; Aconoidasida; Haemosporida; Plasmodiidae
Product: conserved Plasmodium protein, unknown function
Exons: 1
Coding region: 1-246 (81 amino acids)
Source: RefSeq, a predicted model, not a curated record